AUGAAAAACACUGGCAUGAGGCCGCAAUAUGCGACCAACAUUGCGUAUCAAAAGCCUACAUGGCCUUCAUGCGACCCCACCAUCGAAGCCGCCGCUUUGACCCUUCUUGAACCAGUACUCCACCAAAUCGGCGAGCAUCGAAAAAGUACCAGCAAGCGGUCUAGAGGGCGCAACAGACCAAACAAGCCGGCCAAAGAUGCCUCUCCCGCCGCUGAUGUCGAGUCAGAUGUGCUCAAUGCAGUGACGGUCGGCCUUCAGAGUAAUUGGAGGAAGCUGGAGGGACAGGCGAGAGGUGAGGCUACGGAAGACAACCCAAUCGCAAUUGUCUUCUGCUCUCGGGAUGCAAUACCUGACCCCGCUGCGGACGCGCUGCUUCUCCUGAUUGCAGCAGCAUCAGCUCGUCCAGAUACCGCUCCCAUCAGGCUAGUACCUAUUUCUGCAGACACCGAAUCCAAGAUCGCUGCAAGCCUAGGGAUGCCUCGCGCAGCUCUAGUCGGUAUAUCUGAGGGCAACUCGAGGACGGCGCCGUUAACACAGUAUGUACGUGAGACGAUAGCGCCGCUGGAAGCCCCAUGGCUCCGUGACAGGGAUCUGUCAAUGUACGUUGCCCUCCAGGUCGAGACGACUCUGGUACCGGUUAAGAGUAACAAGCGCGAGCCUGUCAGCACUCCCAAGGCGAAGUCAGGACAGGUGUAG
Messenger RNA from Cyphellophora attinorum, 696 nucleotides. RefSeq lists its product as uncharacterized. Lineage: Eukaryota; Fungi; Ascomycota; Eurotiomycetes; Chaetothyriales; Cyphellophoraceae. The record is from RefSeq and is a predicted model, not a curated record. The transcript is spliced from 2 exons. Gene Ontology annotation, biological process: nuclear-transcribed mRNA catabolic process, RNase MRP-dependent; rRNA processing; intronic box C/D snoRNA processing. Gene Ontology annotation, molecular function: ribonuclease MRP activity. Bases 1 to 696 code for a protein of 231 amino acids. Gene Ontology annotation, cellular component: nucleolar ribonuclease P complex; ribonuclease MRP complex; cytosol.